CUGUGCUGCGUCUCGCCUAGCUUGACCAUGAUGUGUGUUGCGAAGGCGCCACGUCGGCAGAACCAGCGCGGUCAGAGGCUCCCUGCUCCUCUGCUGAAGGGAAGCGCUGCGAGACGAGCAGAGCACUCCGAGAGACGAGCGCAGGCACAGGCAGAGCGGGACGGCACAGUCACGCACAGUAAACCGAGCCUACCUGCUGAAGUGAGAAGUUUGGGUCGGAGGCAGAAGCAGAGCAUCAGUUCCGCUACUUUGCUGCCAGGUGUGUUUUGGAGAAGCUCUGGGAAUAAUGGUGAAGAAUGUGAACAGCGUGAACUCGGAGCCCCAGCCUGGGACCAGCCUGGCCGGGGAUGAACCUGAACCCGCCAACAGCCACUCUGUGUCAGAUCCUGGCAAAGAUCACUGUGCCGCCACCCCUGGCAUGAUAUCACAGGUGACUGGUGGCCUCUUCCGUGGCACUAAAGGUCUUGUGGGUGCAGCAGUAAAUGGGAUAACCUGGAUCGGGGGCAAGGGCCUAGAGAUCACCAAGUCAGCAGUUACUACGGUGCCCUCAGUUGGGGUGGGGCUGGUGAAGGGGGGGGUGUCAGCUGUGGCUGGUGGCGUCUCCACGGUGGGAUCGACAGUAGCGAGCAAAGUGCCAUUCACAGGCAAGAGGAAAGACAAGGCUGAGUGAGGAGGAGGAUGCUGAAGAUGAUAAUGGACUGAGCCAACGGAGAAAGGCUGCUAGCUGCUUUCUAUCUGCCAAUCAGACUGUUUUCCACCAGUGCCUUCUGAAGCUUCACCCUGUCCUGUCUGUCUUUUUGUUGCCAUACCAGAAUUUAGAUACUGAUGCCAAUACAAGUUCUAGAAAUUCAACAAUACUGCAAUAUCAUGGCAAACCAGAAAAAACAUCAAGCAGCAUCAUCAAACACCAAAAGAUGUUUUUCUUCGUCCUUUGUGUCACCACACUGACCUGGACGGGGGGUUUUGAUGCCACUGAGUGUCCACCUCUCAGGUGUGGAAGCUCCUGGUACCAGUUUGACAACAGGUUUGGUGGGCUGGAAUCCAGCUCAAGACACGGUGGACUGCUGUUGCCUCAGUCCACGGACAAGAGCCAGAGUGAGACUGUUGAUUCCAACCGUUCCUUUCUUCUUUUAACUGUUCCAGUCCUCUUUCUUCAAAGUAUUGCAGUCUGUUUGUUUAUGCCCUCCGACGGUGAUAAUGACUUCAUUCUUUGGCAGUGAUAAUGAAGUAGUAUUGCUCAUCAUGACAAGACUAGGAUGUACUGAACGUGUGGUUUUGUGUUAGAAGUCAGGGAUCAGCAUUUUUCAGGGCACAUUUCAAAGAUCAACUCACUUUGAAAGCAUGUCUGAAGACUGUAGACCAUGUAAACAUUCAGAAAUACAGCCAGCUACAUUACUGUUCAGAUGCAGUGCCUGUCUUCAACUUGUGUUGAAAUACAAAGUGUUUAAAUGCUGCAGCAGCACGUGACAAGAUGGAUUUGUAAAAUUUCUAAAAAAUAGUUUGUAUGUAAAAGAUGAUUUUCAGGAGCUGUGAGGAAAACGUGCCCUGUGUAGUCACAACUGUGGUUGGUCUAUAAAGGCUGAACUACAUCUGGCUGAAAUCUGAAACAGUCAUGCACUGUCACUGUUGAGAAUAUUUCAUGUGUGAGCUGGAAAUCACAAUAUCAUUUCAAUUCAUUGAAGGGCUCAAUUUUCCUUUUUUUCCUGACUGCUCCAGUUUUGUUUUGUUUUUUACAUUUGUGAACAUUUAUAUGGAAUUUCAGCAUUACAAUGCAAUAUUUACAUUUAGAAUUUGUGGUUCCUGAAGUGACUUAAAAAUGUUGCUGCUGGACCUUGCCAUGUGAAUGUUUUGUAUGUUCUUUCAGUAUAUCAAUAAAGUAGUUUGGAAGGUU
This is a messenger RNA of Myripristis murdjan (pinecone soldierfish), 1891 nucleotides long. Its product is annotated as transmembrane protein 263. The record is from RefSeq and is a predicted model, not a curated record. The transcript has 3 exons. Bases 287 to 670 code for a protein of 127 amino acids. Lineage: Eukaryota; Metazoa; Chordata; Actinopteri; Holocentriformes; Holocentridae.